AUACAAAAAGUAAUUGUCGAAAGCGAAUAUGAAAGCCAUAAGAAGCAACACUUCUUUACUCAUUCUUUUAUAUUAAUCAUUCUCAUGCAUUUUUUCAAAAAUCUUCUCACACUUUUUCUUCACUUGCUUACUUACAACACCUCUCUUAACAAUGGAGGAAACGACUACAUUUCAAGGACUAAGACACCUCUUCAUGACGAUAUUCUUGUACUGCUUCUCAGUGUUCAUCGUGGCUCCGGUGAUUACAGACGUCAGCAUGGCGGCGCUUUGUCCGGGAAAGGAUGAGUGUUCUCUCGUCAUUUACCUAUUCGGCUUUCAACAAAUUAUCACGGGUGUGGGAUCGUUGAUGAUGAUGCCAUUGGUGGGAAGCUUGUCGGACAAGCAUGGGAGAAAAUCUUUACUUACUCUUCCAAUGACACUCAACAUUUUGCCUCUUGCGACAUUAGCAUAUAGUAGAGGGACGACCAUCUUCUACGUCUACUAUGUACUGAAGACUUUUACUUCGAUAAUUUGCGAAGGAAGUGUUCUUUGUCUUGCCCUUGCUUACGUGGCUGAUAACGUAACAGAAGGGCAACGAGCCUCCGCAUUUGGAAUACUUACCGGGAUUGCAUCUUGUGCAUUUGUCUGCGCCACUCUUUGCGCUCGAUUUUUAGCUAUUUCCACUACAUUUCAAGUCGCAGCAACAAUGGCAAUUUUAUCAACAGUGUACAUGAGGCUUUUCCUACCGGAUUUUAUCCGAGACAACAGUCUAGGGGCUCCCAUUGUUUCAAGCGAAAAGUUGAGUUCUCCUUUACUUGAAGACUGUCCUGGACAUAGAAAUAGAAUAUUCAGAUCAUUUCGUUCGGUACGUGAAAUGACAUCUCUAAUGAGAAGCAGCGUUCCACUUUUUCAAGUUGUGGUGAUAUCCUUCUUCAGUAGUCUUGGUGAGGCAGGUCUACAUGCUUCGUCUAUGUACUAUUUAAAGGCCAAAUUUCACUUUACCAAAGACCAAUUUGCAGACUUGAUGAUCAUAUGUGGCGCAGCCGGGUCUAUUUCACAGUUGAUUUUCAUGCCCAAUUUAGUUCCAGCUUUGAAAGAGGAGAGAUUGCUCUCAAUUGGUCUUUUCUUUGCUUCUGCUCAUAUGUUCCUCCUCUGUGUGGCAUGGUCUUCAUGGGUUCCAUAUAUUGCAGCCAUAUUUGCACUUUUAUCUGUAUUUCCGCAAUCAUGUAUGCGAAGCAUUGUCUCGAAACAAGUAGCAUCGUACGAACAGGGGAAAGCCCAAGGGAUUAUUUCAAGUAUAUGUUCCCUUGCAAAUGUCAUUUCCCCCCUGGCAUUUUCACCUCUAACAGACUGGUUUCUGUCCGAAAGAGCUCCAUUUAAUUUCCCAGGUUUCAGUAUAAUGUGUGCUGGAUUCACCAUGACUAUAGCCUUCAUCCAAAGCCUCAUGAUCAGAGCAACAGCGCCAAUGUCAGAGAUGGGAUCUCCAUAGUUCAGUAAGUUCAAAACCAUAUGGAUUACAUAGUGAAACAAAAUAUAUAGGUUUUAAAUAUAUUAGUCGUUGAUCCUUAAUGCUCUGUUUAAACCCUUAAUAUUGCAAACGGGCUUAUGAUUUCCAAGGCCAACAAUAUUGGCAUGUUUAUUACGCUCGUUAAAUAAUUAGAUGUUUUUUUGUUAAUUAAUUAGAUGUUUUUGGUAAUGACAGUUCUUGUUAAUUAAUGUCAAGUAAAAAAAAAAUCUGAUAUUUGUAUCA
Camelina sativa (false flax) is the source of this 1729-nucleotide messenger RNA. RefSeq lists its product as uncharacterized. Gene Ontology annotation, biological process: transmembrane transport. Gene Ontology annotation, molecular function: transmembrane transporter activity. The record is from RefSeq and is a predicted model, not a curated record. NCBI's taxonomy places the organism in Eukaryota, Viridiplantae, Streptophyta, Magnoliopsida, Brassicales, Brassicaceae.